Molecule: messenger RNA, 807 nt
Organism: Suillus subaureus
Lineage: Eukaryota; Fungi; Basidiomycota; Agaricomycetes; Boletales; Suillaceae
Exons: 6
Coding region: 1-807 (268 amino acids)
Source: RefSeq, a predicted model, not a curated record
AUGAAAGCCACUCCCCCUGCUCAAAGGGAUAAUAUCCUUUCUCUUUCCUAUUCUGGCCUCUCUGCUUGUCAAAUUUCCUCUAGAACUGGAGACAUCAUUGAUGAAUUGCUGGUAUUGGAUAAGGAAAGCAAAGAUGACAAGGAACAAGAGGAAGCACACAGAUGGCAUAAGUCUUUGAAGCAGAAAAAAGUAGUUGGGGAUACUGAUGAUGAUGAUGAUGAUAAUGAUGAUGAUGACAAUGGCAGGGUUGAUGUUCAGGUUGCUGAAGAUAAAGAUGAAGAGGCAGAUGGUAAUGUUCCACAUGACUCAGAUCAUGUCAAGGAAGAUGAAGACCAUAUGGACAUGAACCAGACAGAGCAGGUGCCAGAGCCUGCAAAGUCCAAGUCUAAACCCCAACCCAAACCUGUCACCCACAAAAAAAACAUAUGUUGGCCUGUGGAUGAUCCAAAAGACUUGUUCAAUACAAAUGCUAAAGAUAUCAUUGAUGCACACAUGUCCAACAUACCUCCAUCCAUCAAGCCUAUCGAGAUGUCCCAUCCAAAGUUGACUGUAGAUGUGGAUGUGGAGCUACCAGAUGCCAUCAAUCAGAUCAAUCUUGGUGCAGCCAGUCCACUUACCAGUCCUCUCAAUGAUAGGCCAUCAAAGGACAACACUCAAUUUCCAGAGAACAAUAUGCAGCUUGUUAUAGAUUGGGAGCUCACUGCUGAAUUCAAGGCCUAUGAAGGAAAGCAACACAGUUUGCAUGCUAAACAAGUGUUGGUUCCCCAUGCUGCUCUCCAAGCCAAAGUCUUGUCAUGGUCAUGGUAG